This is a messenger RNA of Chironomus riparius, 823 nucleotides long. The record is from the annotation of a GenBank genome assembly. Lineage: Eukaryota; Metazoa; Arthropoda; Insecta; Diptera; Chironomidae.
AUUUUUCAAAAAAUUGCUAGUUUGCCUUAAUUAAAAAAGAUACUAAGAACAAAGAUAAAAUGUUAUUACUAGUGUCGUAAAUGUAAGGAAUUUUGAAGCUCAAGCAUUAAAAUAAGUGAAAAUAAAACUGAGUGAAUAAUUAGAAUAAGUUUAACUUACAAGAUAAUGGGAAAUAUCGAAGAAUAUUGUAAUGCAGAAGCUAUGCAGUCUAUCGGGACAAUUUUAAGUAUUUUUGGUAUGAUGGCAAUGGUUUUUAACAUUUCAACUUUUAUCGUCUUAAUUAUUGGCAGUCGUAGUGAAAUUAUAUCAAUCACACUUGUCCUGUAUGAACUUGUCUCAUUACCUAUUUAUUUCAUCAUUAUUGGAUUCUAUAUAACAUUCUAUUGUCUUCAAAGGAUCAAAGAUCUCGAAAAGUUUUUUAAAUACUUCAAAAUAUUUGCAAUAUUAAACAUUAUUUGUGCCUUAAUAGAUGGAAUUUUAAAUUGUACAACGACUAUAGUAAUUGCAGCAUAUUUCUUUAUUUAUGCUGUCUUUGCCAUAUUUUCAUUCAUUGUUGGAAUAAUUUCAAAAGAAGCUAUAAUAAAGGGACGACAAGAGAACAUGGAACAACUUGAAAACGAUCAAGGCAAAACAACCAUAAUCUGUGGACAGGACAGUCUUCCAAGAUUUGAUAUGCCAAUUCUAGUUAAUCGAGCUGAGUUCAGAGAUGAGCAUGAAGAGUUGCAAUCUAAAUAAAUUUUGUAAUUAAUCUUAGUGUCUUGUAAAUGAUUUAUUUAUUUUAUGCUAAAAUAUACCAUUCAGCACCACUUGUUUUAUUUAUUAA